This is a messenger RNA of Anopheles funestus (African malaria mosquito), 2536 nucleotides long. It is a transcript of the gene GCS2beta, whose product is annotated as glucosidase 2 subunit beta. The record is from RefSeq and is a predicted model, not a curated record. Gene Ontology annotation, molecular function: protein binding. Gene Ontology annotation, cellular component: glucosidase II complex. Bases 163 to 1854 code for a protein of 563 amino acids. Gene Ontology annotation, biological process: N-glycan processing. Lineage: Eukaryota; Metazoa; Arthropoda; Insecta; Diptera; Culicidae. The transcript has 3 exons.
AUGAAAAGUCAUUGCUGUCAAAGUGACAGAAAAGGGACGAUACGACUAUUUCCAACUUGUUCAGGGUGAAAUAUUUUUUUUUGUACAACGAGCCGGAUUUUCCUUUCCGCUUGGAACAAGUGGUGAACUGGCACACUAAAGUAAGAAACGCGUAAGAUUAAAAUGUUCCUCAAACAGUGUAGCGGUACCUGGUUGCUGCUGUUGGCGACGAUUUGUAACUUCUGCAUACUGGUACUCACUGAACUACCUCGUCCUCGAGGUGUUUCAAUCCCGCAAGCCAGCCUGUAUGAGGACCGUGCUGGCAGUGGUCAGUUUGUUUGUCUCGAUGGGAAGAAGGUGAUCCAUCGGGAACGCAUUAAUGACGAUUACUGCGAUUGUGACGACGGUAGCGACGAACCGGGCACGGCCGCCUGCCCAGGCGGUUCUUUUCACUGCACUAAUGCCGGCUACAAACCACUGAGCAUCCCAAGCUCGAGGGUAAACGAUGGGAUCUGUGAUUGCUGCGAUGCAUCCGAUGAGUAUGCUUCACACGCCAACUGCAUUAACACGUGCAGCGAGCUUGGCAAAGAGGAUCGAAUGCGUGAGAAGCAGCGUAGCGAGAUGCUGAAGAUGGGCAACCAGCUUCGGCUUGAAAUGAGCCAACGGGGGCGAGCACUAAAGGAUGAACAGCGUGUCCGGCUAGCCGAUCUCGACAAAAGCCGUGCCGAGGCGGAAGCACUAAAGCAAGAAAAGGCAACGCUAAAAAGUGAAGCGGAAGAGUUGGAAAAUGCAGCCCUCAAGGUAUAUCGUGAUCGCGAAGAGGAAGCUAAAAAACUGAAAGAAGAAGCCGAUGCAGUGAACAACCGGGAUGAAGCCGAAGAAACGUUCCGAAAGUACGACUCUAAUCAGAAUCAAAUGCUCGAGCUUGUCGAACUCCAAACGCGAAUCGUAUUCGAUCGCAAUCGGGACGGUGCGGUUACGGAAGAUGAAGCACGCUUCUUCCUAGACGAACGGGAACAGGUAGAUUUCGAAACGUUUGUAACGCUGUGCUGGCCGCGCAUCAAACCAUUUCUAAUGAUGGAUUCCGGACUGUUUAAACCACCGAGCGAAGAACAAGGCGAGGAGGAGGUGCUGGAAGAAACUGAAGAAGCGGAACUACAGAACGCAGAUUUAUACCAUCUCGAGGGUAGCGAACCCAACGAUCCAACGGCGAAAGAUAAUUCGUACGGGGAUGACGAAUAUCCACCCCACAAUGGUGAUGAGGAGGAUGAAGAGACGGUUGAUGAGAACGAAGAAGAUGAAGGGGAAGAUGUCGGCGAGGGUGACGUUGAAGCGACACGGGGUGCCGAAAAGCCAGCGGUCGAGUAUGACCCAGCCACACAGGAUCUGAUCAACAAGGCAAACGAAGCACGCAAUCAGUACACAGAGGCUGAUCGCCACGUGCGUGAAAUGGAGCAGGAAAUUCGCAGCAUUAAAGAACUACUAGACAAAGAUUACGGUAAGGAGGAAGAGUUUGCCGCCCUCAAUGGAGAGUGUUUCAACUUUGAGGAUCGCGAAUACGUGUACAAACUAUGUCUAUUCGACAAGGCGAGCCAACAACCACGUAACGGUGGGGCUGAGACGAGAUUGGGAACCUGGGAUCGAUGGAACGGGCCGGGAGAUUACAGCGCCAUGUUAUACUCGAAUGGAGCACCUUGCUGGAACGGUCCGCAACGGUCUGCCUUGGUGCACCUAGAGUGUGGACUUGACACGAGAGUUCUAUCAGUCGCAGAGCCAAACAGGUGUGAAUACGAGUAUCGUAUGCAAACGCCGGCCGCUUGCUUUUAUCAGGAUGAUCAAUCGAACGGUCCCAAAGAAGCACACGACGAGCUGUAGUGUUAAUGCGUUUCGAAGUUGUCAGAAGCAUCUUCUGUUCGGGCGCGGAAGGACAACAAACGCGAUGGAUCGUCAAUUUCUAUGUGCUGCAUGUUGCCGAAACAUUACCAACGAUCCUCCUUAUCGAAUCAACAUUCCCUCGCUCGUGUACGACUGUUGCGAGAGAAAAUAAUCAAUAUUUGCGUUUAAAACGAAGUUUGAUGCAAAAAUGACUGACAACACGUGUAUAUCGCGUGUCGGUAACAUAAUUUUUUUUUCACAUAGCGGUACACUCAAUGAUCAUUUGAUUUUGUUCCAUCCUGGAACAUCGUCCCGUAGAAAGAGGUCCACAUUUGCGAGAAUCGUAGUUUAUGCAAGAUGGUAAAACUGUAGCCAUUCCAAUGCUCAGGUCAAUCGAUGAGGGAUGGAUGGGAGAUAGAUAGAUAAACAGAGGGAGAGAGAGAGAGAGAAAGUGAGACAUGAACCAUAUUAAGUUGAUGAGAACCGAAACAAAUCAAAGGGCAAUGGUAAUUUUGUGAUUGUCGUUUGGUUGUCCCCCUAUGUGCGAGUAAAUUUCAUUAUUGGUAUACAACAUCAUCAAAAAUAUGUUCGACGAAUAAACAUUGUGAACAAGAUCGAUCAAGAAAGGUGUUGGAAAAGAAAAUACGUUUUAUAAAAUGAAUAAAAGAAUAAUAAAACAAAA